This is a messenger RNA of Drosophila obscura, 2326 nucleotides long. RefSeq lists its product as uncharacterized. The record is from RefSeq and is a predicted model, not a curated record. NCBI's taxonomy places the organism in Eukaryota, Metazoa, Arthropoda, Insecta, Diptera, Drosophilidae. The coding region runs from base 289 to 1944 and encodes 551 amino acids. The transcript is spliced from 3 exons.
CGUGGACCGAGAUGGUUCGUGCGGUGUUCGUGCAGUAGUUUAACUGCCUUUUCGAUGGUGAAUAAUAUGAAAGAGGCUAGACUCUUGCGUUUAAUUUGCCCGUGUAGCGAAUCGGGGUAUCAAUAGUGAGUGGUGUGAGCUCUCUGAAUGAGCUGAGUGAAAAUUUUUGAAAAUAAGGAAUUGAUUAGCUUUUUCAUAGUUUGGAUUAUUCUGACCAAAGUGAAAUAAAAGCGAAAGGCUUUAUAAGUUAUUGUCCAAUUCCUGUUUCGACAAUCUUCAAUUUUUGUGAUGGCAUCGACAUCUACGCCAUCAACUACAGUUGUUUUUGAAAACGGCACAAUGCUGGGCUCAAUGAGUGAGCACUCUAAUGCAAAGUUGCAGUUCCUGGGCAAUCAGUCACACUUUGUUGUACCGGAAAUAGUAAUCAGCUACAGUCAGAGCAGCAAUAGCGUCUAUAACAAUCGAGCUACAACAUCUUUGUCGAGCUCCAGCGCACUUAACAGCGUUAGUCCAACCAUUAACGGGAACGAAUCGUCUGAGGAGCAUACGUCGCUUCUGGAAACCCUACAAAGAGAACGAGAGGAAGAGUCUGAAUUUGAACAAUUCGUAUUGAACCGUACCACUUCAGAGAGCAACAUACUAGAGUCCAGCACCUGCAGUGAAUUGCAGAUCCCAACUUCGCUGUGCGUUCCAGCAGCAUCCUUAUCGCUCCAAACUCGGGCUCUGGACAUGCUUAACACGAGCGCCUGUUCGCGGUCCGACUCAGAGCCCAGGCAAGGCAAGCGCAUGCGGCUAAGGGCGGACAAGGCCAAGAUCAAGUGCUCCACUAACGCACUCGGCUCUCCCACGCCCACAGUGCCGUCUGUGGCAGAAGGAUAUCCUCCACAAUACACAGCAAUUUUUCUGGACCGCCACCAUGGAAACAGUGCCGUCCCAGCGAACCCACAGUUGACGGGCCCAGUAAUUUCAUCGCCGUUUUUAACUGGCAAUCCGGUGCAAGGGACAGGAUCCGACGCGGCCAACUUUUUAGAAUACCAUCAAUAUCAUCAAUGUCAGCAGCGCCCGGGAAUGGGUAAUGUGGCACUCGGCCAUCUACAUCAGCAUCAUCAGCUGCAUCACCCGCGAAGAAGUCUCUUUGAAGUGGCUGUACCGCUGGCCGGUAGCAGUGUGGAAGCCAGCAACAAUUUGGGCAGUACAAACAUCAACAUGUCUAGAGCAGCUGUAUCCUCGGGAAAUCUGGCUGUGAGCUGUUUUCGAAAGUGGUUCGCACGUCCUUCGCUGCCUUUCGUAAUAGGGAUAUUUGCACUUGGUGGCGUGGCAUGCACGCUUGGCGGCAUAGUGCUUGGCAGCACGGGCCUGAUAGAGCAUUCGACACAGUAUCUAAGUGCUGCUCUCUUAAUGAUCGGCAUUGGGGUCUCGCUGUUGGUGAUAUCGGGCGCCAUUUGGCGUCUGAGCCUUCCCGAUGACGUUGAUGACUGUCCCUGCUUUCGACGAAUGGAAACCUGUCGCAACUGCAACAGCCCACACUGCAACAACCGCCUUCUUCCCGGAAGCUAUUUGUAUCCAGAGUUCCAGCAUCGGCAACCGCCGCCUUCAUAUCUAACAUCGCUAAACGAGUACGCAUUCAUCUAUCAUCCCAGUGCGCAUCCGGCGGCGGCAGCAGCCGCAGCAGCUUAUGCUACAUUAGGAUUGAACACUCCUCCGCCGCUAUAUCGUUCGACCUACUCCCUCAACACUUCGGCAUCGAUGGGUACGUCAACAGUAUUACAGUUGCCGCGAACGAGCGAGCACCCAUCUGAGGAUCAUCACCCGGUUUUGCUCAUUCGAGAGGCUACCAGUCAGACAUCCUUCAAAGAGGUAGAGAUCGAGGACAUGCGUGAGGCUGGACCUCUAAUGCGUGGGAGAGAAAUGCAAACGCUUUAUAAGGAAGCUGAGCUUGACUAGGGGGUGCGUGCUCCCGAGACCAAAUGCGUUUCAGGAAUUAUUCAAUGAUCUUCUGAUUUGACUGACUGAUUUUCAACAUACAUGCAUAAAUCCUUGUUCAUUUUUACAUACAUAUGUACAUUCAUGCUACUAUAUGUAAGAGUCAACGGAAUCUUUCAAGAACAUUUCUGAUAUUGUACAAAUGUUGUAAAAAACACGUUCAUAUUUUUGUCCAUACAACUAAUUACAUAAUCUUUAUUCUCGAAACUCUAAUUUUAAGCAGCGUGAAAGCCAAUGAAUAAGGUAUAAGUACAUCUUUAUAUUUUUUCUUGUGGUUCGUUGAUAAUAUCAAAUGAUAUAAUGCCAAAUUCAAAUCUUAAUAAACAUAUGAAUAUUAAGCAGU